ACUCGCGACUUCAGACUCCCCCAAACCCCGACCGCCGGCCUGGCGCGCGGCUGCGCCCACCGGCUCUGCGCUGCCGCCGCCACUGCCGCCACUGCCGCCGUCCCGCCGCUUCCCCGGCCUGCGGGCCGCCUGGGCUAGUGCGCGGGCCGGCCUACCUCGGCCCGCGGCCCCCGCGCCCGCCGCCGCCCCGCGCCCCGGCCGGGCGUGAAUGGAGGGCGCCGUGAGCCGUGCCCGCUGCUCGGUGUGACGCGGGCCCCGCGCCCACCAUGUCCUACCCUCAGGGCUACCUGUACCAGGCGCCCGGCUCGCUGGCGCUUUACUCGUGCCCAGCUUACGGCGCGUCGGCACUGGCGGCGCCGCGCAGCGAGGAGCUGGCGCGCUCGGCGUCGGGCUCCGCGUUCAGCCCUUACCCGGGCUCGGCGGCCUUCACCGCGCAGGCGGCCACUGGCUUCGGCAGCCCGCUGCAAUACUCGGCCGACGCCGCCGCAGCCGCCGCGGGCUUCCCGUCCUACAUGGGCGCGCCCUACGACGCGCACACGACUGGAAUGACGGGCGCCAUCAGCUACCAUCCCUAUGGCAGCGCGGCCUACCCAUACCAGCUCAACGACCCAGCCUACCGCAAGAACGCCACGCGGGACGCCACGGCAACGCUCAAGGCCUGGCUCAACGAGCACCGCAAGAACCCCUACCCCACCAAGGGCGAGAAGAUCAUGCUGGCCAUCAUCACCAAGAUGACCCUCACGCAGGUCUCCACCUGGUUCGCCAACGCGCGCCGGCGCCUCAAGAAGGAGAACAAGAUGACCUGGGCCCCGAGGAACAAAAGCGAGGACGAGGACGAGGAGGAGGGUGACGCGGCAAGGAGUAAGGAGAGUCUGGAUAAGGUGCAGGAGGGCACGGAGACAUCCGCAGAGGACGAAGGGAUCAGCCUGCACGUCGACUCGCUCACGGAUCACUCCUGCUCAGCUGAGUCAGAUGGGGAGAAGCUGCCCUGCCGUGCCGGGGACCCGCUGUGCGAAUCCAGCUCAGAGUGCAAGGAUAAGUACGAUGACCUGGAGGACGACGAAGACGACGAGGAGGAGGGCGAGAGGGAUCUGGCGCCGUCCAAGGCCGUGACCUCGUCGCCGCUCACUGGCGUGGAGGCGCCAUUGCUGAGCCCCCCGCCGGAGGCCGCGCCCCGAGGUACUGGCGGCGGAAAGACCCCCCUGGGCAGCCGGACGUCGCCGGGCGCGCCGCAGCCCGCCAGCAAGCCCAAGCUGUGGUCUCUGGCCGAGAUCGCCACGUCGGACCUCAAGCAGCCAAGCGUGGGCCCGGGCUGCGCGCCGCCGGGGGUGCCCGCGGCCGCAGCUCCCGCCUCGUCCGGAGCGCCACCGGGAGGAUCACCAUAUCCCGCGUCGCCGCUUCUUGGCCGCCACCUCUACUACACGUCGCCCUUCUAUGGCAACUACACAAACUACGGGAACUUGAACGCGGCUCUGCAGGGCCAGGGGCUCCUGAGGUACAACGCGGCGGCCUCGGGCCCCGGAGAGGCGCUGCACGGGGCGCCCAAGGCGGCCAGCGACGCGGGCAAGGCAGGCGCGCAUCCGCUGGAGCCCCACUAUCGGCCCCCAGGCGGCAGCUACGAGCCCAAGAAAGAUGCCAGUGAGGGCUGCACCGCGGUUGGUGGGGGCAUCCAGUCCUACCUAUAGAAGGGCCGCCACAGCAAUGCAAGUAGGUGUCACAAUUGCUUUGGAAAAAAAAAAAAAAAAGUCAGCAGGCCAUUCUCUCUUCCCAAGUUCAUAAAUACACAGACGUAAAAAGCCGCUCUCUCACCCGGAACGCAUCUUGUGCCACUGUAAAAGAAGCCACAGAGCACUGUCAGCCCAGACUAACUGAACAACUUUUGUUGGAUAUACGUGAAUUUGUUGGCAUAGUAUAGCUUCCCCAAUGUAUGUGUGACUUUUGAAAACAAUCUUUUUUCUCAGGAUAUCUUGAAUUGAUCACUUCAUUGCCACGGUAUAUAUGCUAUAGGUGUGAUAGGAUUUACUGUAAAAUUUAUUUGUAAAAGAUGUACACAGUAGAAAUAAAACGUGAUUGAAAAACUUGAGUACUUAAAAAGUGGAAACAAAUUUGAUAUUUAUUUUUAUAAUGAUAUAAAGCUUCUAGUAAUUUAUGCAAGUUGUAUUGCAAUGGAAUCUAAACUUUUUGUAAAUAAAUUCUGCCUGGUUUUUAUUUGAACAUUGCUGGUUAUACAAUCUUUGUUGGUUGUUUAACAAUAAUUCUUUACUAAUUUAUAUCUUAAAUUGUAAAUAAAAACAGACUAGACUACA
This is a messenger RNA of Molossus molossus (Pallas's mastiff bat), 2306 nucleotides long. It is a transcript of the gene IRX2, whose product is annotated as iroquois homeobox 2. Gene Ontology annotation, biological process: cell development; regulation of transcription by RNA polymerase II; neuron differentiation. NCBI's taxonomy places the organism in Eukaryota, Metazoa, Chordata, Mammalia, Chiroptera, Molossidae. The transcript has 5 exons. The coding region runs from base 267 to 1685 and encodes 472 amino acids. Gene Ontology annotation, molecular function: DNA-binding transcription factor activity, RNA polymerase II-specific; RNA polymerase II cis-regulatory region sequence-specific DNA binding. Gene Ontology annotation, cellular component: nucleus. The record is from RefSeq and is a predicted model, not a curated record.